CAAAAAUUGUUGCUGAUUUUUUCAAGAUUAUCAACAUUAAUAAUCGAUCUUGAGUCGGUAGGCGUAUUUUUCAGAUCAAUGGUUUUAGGAACAGAUUUUGUCCUCACGCCGAGUUUCCCUAGUCCCUACUAAUAGACCCAUACGAAGCAUAACUCGUAGUCUCAGUACCCCUCACAGUUGCGCGUUAGGUUGCAACAGGAUUUGGUUUGACUUGUCCCAACACGAAGAAAGAAAAUUUCAGUGAUACUUCCGGUGCUAAUAAGUUCAUCAGGUACCUACCAAGAUGUUACCUAGAAACAACCCAGUUUACGUGAAACCGGGGGCAUAGGCUCCAUUUAAAUCAAAUCUUCCACACUUUCAGAGCGUGAACCAUAGAAACACAUACUAGCAAUAUUGUUGCAUCAGAAAGAUGGUUUUCAAAUUUUACACCAUUGAUCUCACUGAGGAUGUCGAUGUUUCUAAUCUGUUUUCGACGCCUACUUCUCCGUCAUCCACCGUUUGCCUUCCAGUUGGCAAGAGCUUCACCAGAGCUUUCGCGGUUGCGGGCAGAGUUGCUGAAGGCGCUUCUCUUGGGUUCAUUGCCCCUGCCGUCGAGGUUUCUUGUUGGAGGCCGAAGCAAUCCUCCGACGACUCGAAUCUCCAAUUGCUUCGGCCUCAGGUACAGCUUCGAAAAUUUACUUACCAGGAACUGCAAGUCGCGACUGACAAUUUCAGCGAAGAGAAUGUUUUGGGCCAAGGUGGGUUUGGUAAGGUCUACAGAGGAAUUUUGCUUCUUGGUUCUCUGGUGGCAUUAAAAAGAUGUACCCAUCUAUCUGGCGAUGCUGCAGUGCAGGUUCAUGCUGAAGUGAAGGUUGGGAGUAUGGCCAGGCACCGUGACGCAGAGAGAAAGUCAUUUACUGACAAAUCGCCCCACGUCUCGCUUCAGUUGAGGCCAAUAGUACCGCUCCUCCACCAAGGUUAUAGUUUUAUCUCGCCCCAAAUGUCCGCCGAGAGUACUACCAUAAAGCUCUCGAAUGAGUUGUUCACGUAA
Messenger RNA from Syzygium oleosum, 1030 nucleotides. RefSeq names its product LRR receptor kinase SERK2-like. The record is from RefSeq and is a predicted model, not a curated record. Gene Ontology annotation, molecular function: ATP binding. NCBI's taxonomy places the organism in Eukaryota, Viridiplantae, Streptophyta, Magnoliopsida, Myrtales, Myrtaceae. The transcript has 2 exons. Bases 410 to 1030 code for a protein of 206 amino acids.